AUGGCGCCCAAACAAAGCCAUUUUUCCAUUUCCUUCCGCCUCUACCAAAAUGGCGUCCCAUUGGUGCCAACGCCCAACUCUCGCGAGAGCAGCAGUAAAUUUUCCCGUGACACCCUGUACGAAGCAGUGCUGGAGAUCCUACAAGGGACUCAAGUGAAACCACGCAAGUUUGCAGAAACUGUGGAGCUGCUGAUCAGCCUGAAAAACUAUGACCCGCAGAAGGACAAACAUUUCUGGCACAGUCAGGCUUGGCACCUCUCUGAUUCCACCCAGCUCAAGUCCUUCCUGUGUCCUAAAUUCUCAGCCUGUGUGCUGGGGGUCGAGCAACUGAUGAGGCCAAAGCAGUCAAAUAUCCCUCAUGUGGACAUCAAGGCUCUGAAGAAACUCAAGAACAAGAAGCUAGUGAAAAAGGUGACUAAGUAGUACAAUGCCUCUCUGGCUUCCCUGAUCAAACAGAUUCCUCUUACCUUGGGUCAGGGUCUGAACAAAGCCGACAAGAUCCCCUCCCUUUUCACUCACAAUGAAAACAUGGUGGCCAAUGUCAGUGAAGUCCAGUCUAUCAUCAAAUUUCAAAUGAAAAAGGUGCUUUGUCUGGCAGUGGCUGUUGGCCAUGUAAAAAUGACUGAAGAUGAGCUAGUCUACAACUUUCACCUGGCCAUCAACUUCCUGGUGUUCUUGCUGAAGAACUGUCAGAAUGUGCAGUUGUACAUCAAGAGCACCAUGGGAAAACCACAGCGCCUCUACUAAACUGGCAGUAAUAAAUGUUUCAGAGCACCCAGUCACUCUGCGUCUGUGUCUCCUCAUCCGCAGAGCUUUCAGUCGUGUUAGGACUCUUGUUCCCAAUCAUUUUGAGUAACUGUCUCAUUCUAUGAGACUGAGACCUCUGCUGUACCUUGCCAUUGUCAGUCCCCUCCUGCGUACUUGUUUGUAACUUAACCUAUGUUGGAGCUGCUUGUGAUUCAGAAUUUUAGAGCAGUGAUUCUCACCCCAGGGAUGCACAUACCCCUGGUUAUGUAGAGGUCUUCCGGGUGUACGUUAACUCAUCUAGCUAUUUCCUUAGUGUUACGACAGGUUACAUGAAAUGCACUAGCCAAGUCAAUACAAACUAAACUUACAUACAGACAAUGACUUGUUUAUAUUGUUCUGUGUACUUACAUUUCAGUGUAUAAUAUAUAAUUAUAUGGUAAAAAUCAGAGUAAGCAAUUUUUCUGUAAUAGUCUGCUGUAACACCUUUUUCUAUUUUUUUCUGACUUUGUAAGCAAGUAGUUUUUAAGUGAGGUGAAACUUGGGGCUACACAAGACAAAUCAGCCUCCUGAAAGGGGUAUACAGUAGUCUGGAAAGGUUGAGAACCACUGUGUUAGAGCAACCUAUAUGCCAUUGAGAGCAUACCUAAAGUUAAAUGAGGAGCAGCCGCAGUUAAAUGACGGGGAUCAGCAGGGAAGCUUCUCAUAAAGAUGAGCUGCGAAGCCAGAUGAAUUGAACAGAUUCCCAUCCUGAAGACUCUCACUAGCCAGUCAGGAGCCUUCAACAUGGAAAGAUUUCUUUGAUGAAACCUUCUUUUUUAAGUCCUUCUUAGAAUAUGAUGUCUUCACAGAAUUUUAUAAACCCCGCAGCCCCCCUGCCACCCAAUCAGUUUUACAAUCCAGCC
Molecule: messenger RNA, 1649 nt
Organism: Chrysemys picta bellii (western painted turtle)
Lineage: Eukaryota; Metazoa; Chordata; Testudines; Emydidae
Source: RefSeq, a predicted model, not a curated record